AUGGAAUACGAACACGAAAUCCCCCAGUCUACCGGCGACAAGACCUCCCCUCCAGCACCGACGCUCCAGGUGGACUUCUCAUGGAAGCAAUUCCGAAGCAUCAUUACCGACCAAGCCAACCCGUCUGAACCCAUCUACAACGUGCACUACAGCACCUUCAGAUCACCGCACCUCACCUUCAAGUCUGCGGACGACAAGGAGGUCAUCGGCACCGGGACACUGCAGGUGGUGUCGAUCAACGCAAAGUACGAAGUCCACGGUCACGCAGGCACGCUCAAGGCGCUGAAACGCCUCAAGACGCAAUACACGCACCUGUCGUACGCGUAUUCAGACGACCCCGACAACCCCGUGCCCAUGAACUGGAAGAGCAGCUGUGGCCUGAAGAGAUGGGACUUUAUAUGUAUGGACGAGGCGCAGAAUCCCGUGGCCAAAUUCUCGGUCAACAUCUGGGCCCUGCGCAAACUGGGCCACUUGGAAUUUUUGGGGGACAAGGUCAGCAGCAAUGUGGCGCUGAGGGACGAGCUGGUGGUGACGGGAUUUACCCUGUUCUAUAUGAUGUACCUGAGGGCGAAUAACAUCCUGUCGUUGUUUGGGGCCGCGUUUGCGAGACCAGGGCCGAUCGACAUUGAGAAGGAGAAAGACAAGGAAAAGGAAAAGGAGCAGCGCAAGGUUGCGGGAUGA
This is a messenger RNA of Exophiala aquamarina CBS 119918, 681 nucleotides long. RefSeq lists its product as uncharacterized. The coding region runs from base 1 to 681 and encodes 226 amino acids. NCBI's taxonomy places the organism in Eukaryota, Fungi, Ascomycota, Eurotiomycetes, Chaetothyriales, Herpotrichiellaceae. The transcript has a single exon. The record is from RefSeq and is a predicted model, not a curated record.